Messenger RNA from Arabidopsis lyrata subsp. lyrata, 984 nucleotides. RefSeq names its product ESCRT-related protein CHMP1B. The transcript has 2 exons. The record is from RefSeq and is a predicted model, not a curated record. Bases 191 to 802 code for a protein of 203 amino acids. Gene Ontology annotation, biological process: endosome transport via multivesicular body sorting pathway; protein transport; late endosome to vacuole transport. Lineage: Eukaryota; Viridiplantae; Streptophyta; Magnoliopsida; Brassicales; Brassicaceae. Gene Ontology annotation, cellular component: multivesicular body; ESCRT III complex.
CAAUUCUAUUUAGAACAGAACAGCAAAGCUUUCGUCGUUUAAAAGAAGUUAAAACCUUUAUUAUAUCUCUCAUCUGCGGAAGAAACACGCUUGAGAGAUCUUGUUUCAAAUUCGAAGGAACCCUAAUUUCCCGAUCUGCAUAUUUUUUCCGGUUGAUCAAACAAGAGAGUUCCGAUUAGAACUGAUCGAGAUGGGUAAUACAGAUAAGCUGAUGAACCAAAUCUUUGAUUUGAAAUUCACGUCAAAGUCUCUGCAGAGGCAAGCUAGGAAGUGCGAAAGAGAGGAGAAGUCGGAGAAGCUCAAGGUCAAGAAAGCCAUUGAGAAAGGGAACAUGGAUGGUGCUCGGAUCUAUGCCGAGAACGCCAUUCGCAAACGCAGUGAGCAGAUGAACUACCUUCGUCUCUCUUCUCGCCUGGACGCUGUUGUAGCUCGGCUCGAUACCCAGGCUAAGAUGGCUACCAUCACCAAAUCGAUGACUAACAUUGUCAAAUCACUCGAAUCGACUCUUGCCACUGGCAACUUACAGAAGAUGUCAGAGACUAUGGAUUCGUUUGAGAAACAGUUUGUGAACAUGGAAGUCCAAGCUGAGUUUAUGGAGAAUGCAAUGGCUGGUUCCUCUUCAUUGUCGACUCCAGAAGGAGAAGUCAACAGCUUGAUGCAGCAAGUAGCAGAUGAUUACGGUCUUGAAGUUUCUGUUGGACUGCCUCAGCCUGCUGGUCAUGCCAUUCCUACCAACACUGAAGAGAAAGUUGAGGAGGACGAUUUAUCUAGGAGACUUGCCGAGCUUAAAGCCAGAGGAUAAUUAACUAACCUAACAAAAAAAUGUGUUUGGAUUCUACUUACUUAUAAAGAUGUUGAUGCUAUUAAUCCCUGAACGUAAUGGGAAUGUUUGUGUAAAUUAAAUUGCUCACCUUGGAAUAUGCCUUUGUUUAUAUUUAACCUUGAGUGUGCUUUUAAAAUGAGAAAUUUCAUUAAACUGCUCAA